AUGGAGGAAGAAAAAGAGAAGCUGGAAGACAGAUACUUCAAGAUUCAGCAAGAAAAUGCUUAUUCUGAACUAAGGAAAAUUAGUUUAAGUAGAGGUACCCCAGAGAAGUGUACAGUGUCAGAGAAAAAUGGUAAAUUUGCUAAUGCUACGACAAUUGUGGUUGUUGGUAACAACGUAAUUCAAUCAACAGAUAAAAAGAGUAACAAAUCGGCUGAAUCGGAACGUAUGUUAAGAAAAUGCAUUUUACUGGAUCCCAGAUUUACUCCUGCAUACAUGGAACUUGCAAAACUCAGAGGCCCUAAUGAUCAGAGUGUAAAUCAACUCUUGAAGCAAGCGGUAGAUAUGAAUCCCACAGAUCCCUAUUUUACAACAAAUUUUGGACAUUGGUUGAUUAGAAAAGGUAAUUACCGAGAGGCGCUUUGGCACUAUUGGCGAUCUCUACAAAUUUCUCCAACUCACCAAGAGGCAAUACUAGGAGCAGCUAAGCUACUACAGAAGUUUGGACAAAAAGCUAGACUCUUUCAAUUAAUUACAAGAUGGCAAGUAAUAAAAAGAAAUGGUAAGAGUCAACUACCCCUCGGUCUUCAUCUUUAUUUACAAGGAUGGCAUCUGAAAGGAGAAUUGAGCCAUAGAGCUAGAAUAUAUGAUGUUAAUCGACCAACGAAUACAACAAAAGACGCCCAUUUGAAUCGAACUGCUUCCCCACGCUCCUCUGUUCCGAAGACCAAUAAUCCCAAUAAAUCGGUAGGAAAUAACAGAUCCAGUUCAGAAGCGCCUAACACAGACUCUUUGAGACCAUUAAUGGUUCAUCAUUUUUCGGAUAGUGUAUAA
Molecule: messenger RNA, 831 nt
Organism: Diabrotica balteata
Lineage: Eukaryota; Metazoa; Arthropoda; Insecta; Coleoptera; Chrysomelidae
Source: the annotation of a GenBank genome assembly